UCGGCAUCUACUUCCAGCCUUCUUUUGUUGUUGCAGCGGUAACAAUUUAUAUGAACCUUCUGACAGUACAUUCUUUUUUUUUUGCUAUUUCCACUAAUGUAUUGUGUCUGUUAUUUGUUUUUAUCUUACACAGAUCGUACCAUGCAAUGUGAGAUUGGCAUUCAAUGAGCUCAUCGGAGACACCGUGACCUUCGACACUCUUGGGGGCCCAUACACUAUGCAGGUCGGGAAGGGGCGAAAGAUAACCCAGAUAGGAGGAGAUGAUUGGGAUCGUUUCAUCGCCCGCAUGCGUCUUAGUGGGGGUGAAUUGAUCAGCUUCUCCUUCAGAAGAGAUAGGCCCAGGAUUUCUGUUAUCUAUCUAAAUUUGAUUCCGGAUAGUGAGGAUGAAGUUCAUGAGGAGGAAGAUGGUGCUGAUUCAGAUGAUGACGAUUCAGAUGAUGAUGAGAACCCACUUGUUGAAUACCUGUAUGCCCAAGGACUCAGACUGGGCGACGAGGAAAUCGGCAACCUCUGGGACAUGCUUCCGCUACGUGAAGACUACCUAGGGAAGCCAUUCGUGACCCGCCUCACAAGGACGAAUGUUAAACGGCAUAUCAUGAAAUUACCUAAGAGGUUACUUGAUAGCUGUGGCAUCGACCCGGACGAAGAAGGCAUGGCUGCUGGACUACGCCUUACCAGAACGGGCUCCAUCACCAGCUGUGCCUAUGCAGUGGACACGGACGGUCGCACUGUCUUGAGCAGGGCAGGGUGGAAGAAGUUCCUUCGUGCCAAGAAUCUUCGGGUAGGACAGGCCAUCCUACUCAGUGUUGCGAACACCCGUCGCCAUGACUUGAGGAUGAUGAUCACCAUCCACCUCAUUUAGAACUGGGGUGGGCCAUGUAUCAAUGUGAAAUGAACUUAUUAUGUUAGCUCUUGUUUGCGAGUACUUGUGGUGUAUUACCGUACCUAUAUCUACUCAUAUCUAGGUACUAUUGCUUGUGAUGGAUUGCAACUAUUAUUAACUGGUAACUAAUGCUCUACUAGCUAUGAUUAUUCCACUGUGUUACAUGGUAACUGUUAUAUAUGUUUGCUGAAGCUUCCGAAGAAUUUUACAUACAUUUUCUGAAAUUCGAGAACAUUUUUUUAAUUUUUGAUUUUUUUAGAUUUGAACUUUUUUUUAAAAAAUGGGUGAACACUUUUGAAUUAUAUUUUUUCAUCAACUUCAAAAAAUAUUCG
Messenger RNA from Aegilops tauschii subsp. strangulata, 1215 nucleotides. The record is from RefSeq and is a predicted model, not a curated record. NCBI's taxonomy places the organism in Eukaryota, Viridiplantae, Streptophyta, Magnoliopsida, Poales, Poaceae.